Phycodurus eques (leafy seadragon) is the source of this 3769-nucleotide messenger RNA. It is a transcript of the gene ttc17, whose product is annotated as tetratricopeptide repeat domain 17. The record is from RefSeq and is a predicted model, not a curated record. NCBI's taxonomy places the organism in Eukaryota, Metazoa, Chordata, Actinopteri, Syngnathiformes, Syngnathidae. The transcript is spliced from 25 exons. Bases 38 to 3637 code for a protein of 1199 amino acids. Gene Ontology annotation, cellular component: cytoplasm; actin cytoskeleton. Gene Ontology annotation, biological process: actin filament polymerization; cilium organization. Gene Ontology annotation, molecular function: protein binding.
GCGCGGCUGUUGCCACAGCGGUAAAGAGACAGAAAAAAUGGCGGACAUGGGGAAAAUCUGUCCUGACUCCUUGCGCUGUCGAGGAAACUCUUCGCGAAAAGCGUUUUUUGAGGGGAAGCUUAUCCUCCUGCUCUGCAUACUCAUUGUGGACUCCGGAGGAGCUACGACCCACUGGGUUGUCACAGAGGAUGGAAAAAUACAACAGCAGGUUGAUUCACCUUUGAAUCUCAAGCAUCCGCAUGACGUGGUGAUCUUCAUGAGGCAAGAGUCUCGCGUUAACUACCUCAAGAAACUGGAGAAGCUGCUAGUGGCACAGAAAAUUCACAUUGAGGAAAAUGAGGACAGGGACACCGGGCUGGAGCAGCGACACUACAAAGAAGAUGCUGAUUGCAUUAUGGCCAAAGUACCUCUUGGUGACCUCGACCUGUAUGAUGGCACUUACAUCUCCUUAGAAAGUAAAGACAUCCGCCCCGAAGACUAUGUGGAUUUACUCUCGGGUCUCCCUCCAGAUCUAGAAAAGCCAGACUGUGCAAGAGUGUUACAACUACCCUAUAGUAUCCAUGCGUUCCAGCAUCUCAGGGGUGUGCAAGAGAGGGCGAACCUCACCUCCCCAUUACUUUCAAAGGAGGACCCGAUUUUUAGCUCUUUGUCACAUAAACUGGGUCACAGUAUAGACGUGGUGGGCCAUCGCAUCCAUCAGGCAUUACCGAGGAAUACAUCAUCAUGGGUGCUAUACAACAUGGCUUCAUUCUAUUGGCGUAUGUCGAACGAUCCUCAGAGGGCAAUGGAUUGUGUGGUGCGCGCUCUACACUUUUCCCCUAGGCAUCACAAGGAUGUAGGCUUGGUUAAUAUGGCCAACAUCCUGCACCGCGCCCAUUUCUCAGCAGAUGCUGCUGUUCUAGCCCACGCUGCCCUGGACCUACCCUCAGACCUGUUUACCAGUCACUACACUUUGGGAAACAUUUAUGCCAUGCUUGGGGAAUACAACCACUCUGUGUUGUGUUAUGAGCAGGCAUUACAGGCCCAGCCGGGCUUUGAGUUGGCCUUGAGGAGGAAGCAUGCUGUGCUCUGCCAGCAAAAGCUUGAGCAGCGCCUAGAAGCCCAGCACAGAUCACUGCAACGAACCCUGAAUGAGCUCAAGGAGUACCAAAAGCAGCAUGACCACUACCUUCGCCAGCAGGAGGCGCUAGAUAAACACAAGCUGUUGCAGGAAGAGCAGAUCCUGCACAACAUUAUCCAUGAAACCCAAAUGGCCAAAGAAGCCCAACUUGGGAACCAUCAAAUUUGUCGCCUGGAUCAACAGCAGAGCAGCCUCCACUGCCCUUUUGAUCUGCCUGUACGUUAUCACCGUGGUGACCUGUUUGAACAUGUCCAUUUUGUCCAAUUUGGCGAAGAGAUAUCUGUGGCUUCCAGUGUGGCACUUAUGUCAGAUCACAGUUCAAACCAGACAACAUACACCCCUCAGCUCCAUCCUUCUGUGUCAGGUGACCAGGAUCCUGUCGCCGCUCUCUGGAAUAGUCAUCAUGAUGGGACACAGGAUAUGCAAAAGUUGUUGUGGCCUCAAAGGACAGACUGCAUCAGGGAAUACCCAGGUGUUCCCCCUGCGUACUUGUUGCCAUCAUACCACCUUCUACACGAAACCAAGAGUCACAGCCCAGUGGCAACUCUCCUCUAUGGGACUCAUAGUCCUCCUCAGACAGUGACCCUGCCAGAGUGUGGUUAUGUCUCUCAAGUACAUUCUGCUCCCCUGCCUGCUUCACUGGACUGGCUUCUGGAAGGCAAGAUGAUGCCAGAUCCCUUUGCCUCCAAGAUAUUGCAGUUCCGGAGUGGUGAUUGGACGUUGGAACAAAUUGGUUCCAGAAUUGCCGAAAUAAUGAAAUUAGACAAAUUAUCCAGCUGGCAGGUCUAUAAUGAGGCAUCUCUAUUCUGGCGAGCCCAAGGAAAUGGCAGUCAUGCCCUUCAGUGCCUGCGCCAAGUGUGGAUCAAAGCCCCGCCCUCCCAUCGCCAUUUGUCCCUCACAAAUGCUGCUAACUUGCUGCUACAUUUUGGAUUGACCAAUCACUCACAAACACUGGUGGAGCAAGCGCUGACUUACAAUGCAACUGAGCCCCAUGCGCUCCUCAGCCUGGUGAGCUUGCAAUUGGCUCAAGGCAAUGUGACAGGAGCUCUGGCCUUGUUUCGCCACACCCUGAUGACAGCUGUUUCCUCCUCCACUUCCUUCUCAUCUUUUGCUGACUGUGAACAGUGUCGUGCCAGUAUACCUCUUCUGCGUUGCCUGCAGUUUUAUCCCUUCCUUUACAACCUCUCAAACCAACAGCCCUACUCACAGGGUUCUGCUUGUGCUGCUGACGACUUUGCCAUUCAGUGGGAGGGCGGUGAAGAAAAACAAGAUACAGCUUCCAUUUCAGCCAUAGAGGACUCUUUGCUCUUUGAAAAGGUCAUCUUGGACACAAACGGGUCUGGUGAGGCUGCUGGAAAACAGCAUGCUUCUCUUUCGUCUUCAGAGACGACCCCCUCACUUGGAGAGCGAGGGGUCGAAGGUGAGGAGGAGUGGCAGCUGAAGGAAGAUCUGAUUGGAGCAUUCGAGGGGGCUUUGGAUGUCAGUGGCAAACGAGGAGACUUGCAGGGCAUCCGGGUGCUCAAGAAUGACCAUGUGAUGGGGCCCCGCAGUAGUGGAGGGUCCUGCUUUGGAAACUGUGAGGAUGACGACGGAUCAGAAUGGAUCACUUUUCAAGUAAAGAGAGUAAGAAAGGCAAAGUUGGAUGGCACUGAGAAUGUGGCCGUCUCUGAUGACAGCCAUGGUGGGGAGCCAGUGCCUGAAGAACAUUCUCUUCUGGAGAUUAGCGGACCAACUAUCCCAUCAGCAGGUCCUCCAGGCCGCUGGAGGGACUAUACAAGUUUUGGCUGGCCACGGCCAGAGGAGUGUCAACACACACGAAGGGUUGAUCUCACCACUGCGGCAAGCACCUGGCUAGCUGUGUCGGCCAAGAACAUCGACAUCACAGAGCACAUAGAUUUUGCGACCCCGCUCCAGGAGCCAGCUGUCGAGCCUUUAUGCAAUGCAAACCUCGCUGCCAGUAUGCACACCCUCGACCACCUGGCAGGCAUGGCUAAUCGAGCCGCCAUCCACUAUACAGGAGAGAGCCAACUCAGUGAGGUCCUGCAAAAUCUUGGCAAAGAAGAAUUCUCGCCUCAGUCCUUUGAGCAGGUGGGGACUCGAAUUGCUAAAGUAUUGGAGAAGAACCAGACAUCAUGGGUAUUAUCCAGUAUGGCUGCACUUUAUUGGAGGGUGAAAGGUCAAGGCAAGAGAGCAAUUGACUGUCUGCGACAGGCCCUCAAUCACGCCCCGUAUCACAUGAAGGAUGUUCCCCUCAUCAGUCUGGCCAACAUCUUCCAGAAUGCUCGACAGUGGGAGGAUGCUCUUACAGUAGCUCGCAUGGCUGUAGAAAUUACUCCACACUUUGUAGUAAACCACUUCACUCUUGCCAAUGUCUACAUAGCUAUGGAGGAGUUUGAAAAAGCAAUGCGCUGGUACGAGUCCACUUUGAAGCUGCAGCCAGAGUUCGCCCCUGCCAAAGACCGACUGAGAACCAUUCAGUGUUACCUGCUUACCAAGAGGGAACGCCGUCAUCCUUAAACCACCGAACAGAUAGUUCCCAGAAGUUGCCCGUAUCAUGCCCACAACAGAUUGAGAAUACUCAAACGUACUCGUUAAAAGCCCGCAGUUAAUUUGUACAAAAAAAAAACAGACAUAAUAUGGAAAAACUAG